CACACACACACACACACGCAGUAUUUCAGUGGAGACGAUGGCGAGCAGGUGGAUAACAAUUGUGUUCCUCUCUCUGUACCAAGCCGGGUUCCUCCUCGCCCUGGACUGCGUUCCACAAGGCAUGAAGAAAGUGGGACCAGAAGAUCAUACCUUAGUUCACGAGGAGAUAUUGUCUGGAGACCACGACACCUGGACAACACUGUUCGUGAAGCCCGGAGAACACUUCAGAGGGAUAAGUGCGUUAGUGAAGAAUGAAGAUAUAAAACCUACUUGGUUGUCAGUGCAAAAGUGCUUCCUGGGUGACAAUGAAUGGAUGAAAAUAAGAGUAAGAGUGACUAAUAAGCAAGUUUCAGCCCCUUAUGGACACGUCACAGUGACCACUGACGGAUGCAAAUGGUCUUGUGACAUAGCAAAGAUACGAUUACCGAAACACAAAGUCAAAUUAUUCCUUCUGGCCCACGGCUCGUCCAUCUGGAAAAAAUCCCACUCGCCACAAUGCCACAACACAACAGACUCAGACUUACUGCCCAAGAUUGACUACGUAUGCAGCCACAAGGCCAACGCCAAACCCAAAAUAGAUUCGGCAAUGGUGUUCGUAGGAGUAAUGGUGACAAUAGGAGUGGUGGUGGUGGUGGUAGCACUGCGCAGGAUGAUAGUCCGCCGCCGCCUACGUAGAGCGACAACACAACGAGUCACUCCAGCCCCCCCGAGGCCAGUACAGACACACUUUCAGGCACCACCAUACCCUACAAACAGCGCCCAGCCCCUCAGCUACAACGCGUGGCAGCCCGUCAAUCCUGGACAGCCAGUGACAUGGGCACCAAAUAUAGCAACGAGGGAACCCUACCCACCUCUCGAAUGCCUCGGUGAAAGAAGAGCCCCUCCACGCAUCUACUAGGUGGACAUUAACAUGGCACCACCAAUGAAGGGCUGUGCUUUUGAGCCACGCAGGAACGGGGCCUUCAUAUCACUAGACCUUGAUGCGCAUCACCUAGGCGACGAUUAACAUGGCACCACCUAUGAAGAACUGCAUCUUGAGCCAUUCCUCAUCAGAAAGCAACUAAAGGAGGAGAGGAGGAAAAGGAGGAAUACAAAGGACGACCAAACAACGACGAACUUUGAUGCACUUGCUCGGCUUUUGAGUACCCAAUGUUUGCCAUUCGUUUAGUGACAAACAAAAUGAUACAGUAACCAUGCUUGCCUUAUUACUACUAUUUCUCUUUAUCACCCAGUACGCUCUUUACAGUUGUACUAGAGAUAGGUACAGUACAUCCAGUCUUCUGGACCAUUUUCACACAUAAGCCCAUUCUUUCUAAGAAAGUAAGCCUUUUAAAUCUUGACUAAUAUUUUAUCUAGUGGAACUUUAUUUUUUUUCAGUGUGUGUGUGUGGGGGGCGGUCUAUGUGAGUGAGUAUGCACGUGCACCUCUUUGCUUUCCCUGUUGCUUUUCACAUCAGUGCAUUCCUUUAUUUACUUUCACACUGGUGGUGAGUUGGAUCGCCUUUAUUCCUUAGUUACAUAACAUUUUAUUCAAUAAAAUGUGACAUGAUUUCAUCAAACAAUGUAUUGAUUUAGUGUAUUACGGUUCAGUAUUUAACAGUAUUUUAGUAUUAGGAAAUGUUAGUGGAUACUGAAGCAAAGUGACAUGAAUAGUUUGGAAACAUUACUUAUAUAUAUAUAUAUAUAUAUAUAUAUAUAUAUAUAUA
Messenger RNA from Portunus trituberculatus (swimming crab), 1705 nucleotides. RefSeq lists its product as uncharacterized. The record is from RefSeq and is a predicted model, not a curated record. Lineage: Eukaryota; Metazoa; Arthropoda; Malacostraca; Decapoda; Portunidae. The transcript is spliced from 2 exons. Bases 38 to 898 code for a protein of 286 amino acids.